GGGAGGAGCGAGGUAGCCAGGCCAGCGUCGCAGGGGCUCGCUGCUCAAGGGUCUAGCUCCUGACACCCGUCGCCCCCACCCCAACCGGCCCCCGUGGGCCACCGGGCGAACAAAAGCGACCAGCCGCGCACCAUGCGGCCGCUCGGCGCGCCGCCCGGGCCUUGAUGGUGAGCGAUCGCAACCCACCCGCGCCGGGGUCCCGCGCGUCGGCCUAGCCACGCUCCACGCCGUGCGCCCGGCUCCGUUCUGCCCCCGGGCGCCGCCCGCCGCGCCUCGCUCGGAGUCGGCAGCUGGCGCCAGGGCGGCCGGAGGAUGCCGAGGGGCCGGAGCCCGGCGGGCCCGAGGCCGAGGCGCGCGCUGCCCCCCGCCCCUGCCCCGUGAGCCCCGCCAGCCGCCGGACGCGCCGACCCUAGGCCCUCAGUCCCUGGUGCUGCCCACCCUCUGCGGCCGUGCCCUUCCUCUCCGUGGCACUGCGCGUGGCCGCUGCGGCUUCCACCCAGCUCCCGAACCGCCGCCGUCGGCCAUGGAGGUGGCGCCCGAGCAGCCGCGCUGGAUGGCGCAUCCCGCCGUGCUGAAUGCGCAGCACCCCGACUCGCACCACCCGGGCCUGGCGCACAACUACAUGGAGCCCGCGCAGCUGCUGCCGCCGGACGAGGUGGAUGUCUUCUUCAAUCACCUCGACUCGCAGGGCAACCCCUACUACGCCAACCCGGCCCACGCGCGGGCGCGCGUCUCCUACAGCCCCGCGCACGCUCGCCUUACCGGAGGCCAGAUGUGCCGCCCACACUUGUUGCAUAGCCCGGGUUUGCCCUGGCUAGAUGGGGGCAAAGCGGCCCUUUCUGCAGCCGCAGCACAUCACCACAAUCCCUGGACCGUGAGCCCCUUCUCUAAGACGCCGCUGCACCCCUCGGCUGCCACAGGCCCUGGAGGCCCCCUCUCCAUGUACCCAGGGGCUGCGGGGGGCAGUGGGGCAGGCAGCGGGAGCUCGGUGGCCUCCCUCACGCCCACCGCUGCCCACUCCGGCUCCCAGCUCUUCGGCUUCCCCCCCACACCACCCAAGGAAGUGUCUCCCGACCCCAGCACCACGGGGGCUGCCUCCCCGGCCUCGUCUUCUGCAGGGGGUAGCGCAGCCCGGGGCGAGGACAAGGACGGUAUCAAGUACCAGGUGUCCCUGACGGAAAGCAUGAAGAUGGAGAGUGGCAGCCCCCUGCGCCCAGGCCUGGCGGCCAUGGGAACCCAGCCCGCCACGCACCACCCCAUCCCCACCUACCCGCCCUAUGUGCCAGCCACUGCCCACGACUACAGCAGCGGACUCUUCCACCCUGGGGGCUUCCUGGGUGGACCCACCUCCAGCUUCACCCCAAAGCAGCGCAGCAAGGCACGGUCCUGCUCAGAAGGCCGGGAAUGUGUCAACUGUGGGGCCACGGCCACCCCGCUCUGGCGGCGGGACGGCACCGGCCACUACCUGUGCAACGCCUGUGGGCUCUAUCACAAGAUGAACGGGCAGAACCGGCCACUCAUCAAGCCCAAGCGGAGGCUGUCCGCCGCCAGGAGAGCGGGCACCUGUUGUGCAAAUUGCCAGACCACUACCACCACCUUAUGGCGCCGCAACGCCAACGGGGACCCGGUCUGCAACGCCUGCGGCCUCUACUACAAGCUGCACAACGUUAACCGGCCCCUCACCAUGAAGAAGGAAGGAAUCCAGACUCGGAACCGGAAGAUGUCCAACAAGUCCAAGAAGAGCAAAAAGGGGGCUGAGUGCUUCGAGGAGCUGUCCAAAUGCAUGCAGGAGAAGUCGUCCUCCUUCAGCGCGGCCGCCCUGGCCGGACACAUGACCCCCGUGGGCCACCUGCCGCCCUUCAGCCACUCUGGACACAUCCUCCCCACACCGACGCCCAUCCACCCCUCCCCCAGCCUCUCCUUCGGCCACCCCCACCCAUCCAGCAUGGUGACCGCCAUGGGCUAGGGACAGCCGCCCACUGCAUGGACAGAUGGACAGACAGCGAGCAGGGCGGCAGGCAGGGCGAGGCCGGGACGGACGGACCCAAACUCCUACCAGCCCAACCAGAGCCCAGAGCCGCCGCCUCCUUGGCGGCCUCCUGCCUGAUCUCUUGGAAUCAGCCGUGGGCGGUCGCUGUGAAUACUGGCAGCUGCCCGGGUGGGGCUCCCAUCACGGACAAUUGUUUCGAGAGCAAAGAAGGGACAACUUUAGGAAGAGAAGAGGAGGGGGCCGGGGACAAGGCAGAGAAAACCAGUUUUGAAAAGGAAAAAGGAGGAGACCAAAAUAAUUUAUUUUGCUCUUGCUUUCCACAAUGAUUUGGGGAGCUGGAGAGCUGAGCUGUGCUGGAGCAAGCACUCUCCCGGUUCUUUCUCGGAGACCCUCCUCUGCUUGCGGGAUCUCCAGCGGGGCAGAUCCGGGAGAGGGGGUUCUCGGCCUGUACCCCCGUGCUCUUCUGGCUUUCCCACUCUGAGACAGCUGAGCCCCCAGGCUGGGCCGUGCCCUGCUGGCCCUGUCCUCCAGGGGUAGUCCCCAGCAGGGACAGACAAUCACACUGGGUCCUGCUGCAGAUUCCCAGGCCAGGGUUGGGUCACAGGAAGGAAACCACAUUUUCUUGGAAGGGGAAACGUCUCCCAGAUCACUCCCCUGGCUUGGAGGCCGAAGCCCGUGUGACCUGUGUCCCCUUGGUGGGCCCAAGCUACAGCCUAUCACCUCUGCCAGGUGGAGGGACCCCUGUACAUACCUCCUUUUUCUGCUAACCCUUCUCCCCCCUUCUCUCCCCACCCCCCACCCAAGACAAAAGAAAAAAUAUUUUAAAGAAUGCGUUAGCUUAACUCGCUGAGGAGUUAUUUUAUUUUUAAACUCUUUUUGGAUCCAGUCGAUUGUACGUUGCCGCAGAAUUCCUGCUAUGGAAAAGAAAUAAAACCUACGAACGAA
This is a messenger RNA of Choloepus didactylus (southern two-toed sloth), 2935 nucleotides long. It is a transcript of the gene GATA2, whose product is annotated as GATA binding protein 2. Gene Ontology annotation, molecular function: RNA polymerase II cis-regulatory region sequence-specific DNA binding; zinc ion binding; DNA-binding transcription factor activity, RNA polymerase II-specific. Bases 524 to 1966 code for a protein of 480 amino acids. Lineage: Eukaryota; Metazoa; Chordata; Mammalia; Pilosa; Megalonychidae. The record is from RefSeq and is a predicted model, not a curated record. Gene Ontology annotation, cellular component: nucleus. The transcript is spliced from 7 exons. Gene Ontology annotation, biological process: cell fate commitment; negative regulation of transcription by RNA polymerase II; positive regulation of angiogenesis.